Messenger RNA from Psilocybe cubensis, 1638 nucleotides. RefSeq lists its product as uncharacterized. The record is from RefSeq and is a predicted model, not a curated record. The transcript has a single exon. The coding region runs from base 1 to 1638 and encodes 545 amino acids. Lineage: Eukaryota; Fungi; Basidiomycota; Agaricomycetes; Agaricales; Agrocybaceae.
AUGACCCGAUCGCACAAACACACAACAACAUCCAUCACCAACAACAGAUUCUUCGACAACACAGGGGCUGUUGCAGGCACAUUCAGCGUCGUCGGCCUUGUCGUUCUCGCAUUGCUCAUCGCUUGUAUCACGUCCGCUGUUCGCCGCCGCCGCGCACGCAAAUUCGACCGGGAGCUGCAGGCUGCGACUUUGGAAGCAGCGUCUGCCCCUAAGCCAGUGUUCUUGGAUGAUGAGGAUGAUGCACCGGUGAGAGGUGGAGCAGGAGUGUAUGACCCAGAGGGAUACGCGCCUGGUGGAGGAGGAGGGUACUCGGAUGUGUCGAGCCAUGGGACGUAUGGGCAACCUGCGAUGAGCGUUGGGAGUCAUUCGUAUUCGCAUGGUGGAGGUGGGGGUGGUGAGGCAUAUGGGAUGAGGGAGAUGCAUUCAUAUGCAGGACCUGGUGGAACGGGAUCUGGGUCGGGUCCAGGACCUGGAUAUGGCGGUGGGUAUGGUGCGGGUGGUGGCGGAGGAAUGGGAGGUGGUGGAGGUGGAGUGGCACCAGGCGAAAUAUUCGAUCCCUACGCCGCAGGCGUCGCUGGUGCCGCUGCAGGUGGUGUUGCAGGUAUUGGCGCCGUCAGGGCGCGUAGCAUGCGACACGCCGCUGAGCAGGGUCAACAAACUUACAAUAAUACUGGCGGUACCCCCGACGACGGGCACCCGCACCAGCCCCAACCGUAUGCUGCUUUCGCAAGUGCACCGGCUGCUGGAUACGAUCCGUAUGCGGGUGCUGGCGGGCCGUUUGCGGGCAUCGGAACGAACUCACAAACAUCGUCUGGCGGUGGCGUUGGUAGUGGUGGAUACGGUGUGGUAAGUGGAGGGGGCAGCGGAACUGCGAACGCCUUAGCGCAACGCAACGCGGAGAUCUUGGAGGCUGCGGGUAUGGGCGCGCAUCUGGCUGGUGCCGGUAUGCUUGCACGGGGUAUGUCUGUCUCUCAGGCACAAGGCCAAGGACUGCAUCAUAGGACGUCGCCAUCGCAGGAGUUUAGGGAUUUGGAAAGGAGUAGGAGUAUGGGUGCGAGCUCGGCGACACAGUAUCCGCCACAGCAGUAUAGCCCGCCACCGCAGUGGUCACAGGUGGCCGCGGGCGCUUAUGGACAGCAAGGCCAGUCCCAAUCCCAAUCCCAGUCGUACGCCCAGCAAUCCCAAUCCCAAUCGUACACGCAACAAUCGCAUUCGUACACUCAACAAUCUUCGUAUUCCACCACGCAGCAAUCCCAAUCGCACUCCCAGUCAUUCACCCAGCAGCACCAACGAGGGAUGUCGACUGGUACAGCGGGUGAUGAUAUGGAGGAUGCGUAUGGCGGGUAUGUCGAUGAUGGUGAUGAUGCAAGUCCUGGGGAGCGUCUGCCGAAUCCGUUUGAUGCCGCUGCUGCCGCCAGUGGAUCCGCGGCGGGUGCAGGUGCGCUAGGAGCAGCCGCUGCGAAGGGUACGGUUCAUAGCGGUGGAAGUGGGAGUGGAAGUGGGCAAAGCCAUGGUCAUAGUACAGGUACGGGCACAGAGAGGGAGAGUAGGAGCAGGUAUAGCGAUGAGGUUGAUGAUCUUGAUGGUGAGGAGGAAGAAGAGGAGAAACCUAGGGUUUUGAAGGUUGCGAAUCAGUAA